Patella vulgata (common limpet) is the source of this 3070-nucleotide messenger RNA. Its product is annotated as transcriptional adapter 1. The record is from RefSeq and is a predicted model, not a curated record. The transcript has 10 exons. Gene Ontology annotation, biological process: regulation of transcription by RNA polymerase II. Gene Ontology annotation, molecular function: transcription coactivator activity. Lineage: Eukaryota; Metazoa; Mollusca; Gastropoda; Patellidae. Bases 8 to 1027 code for a protein of 339 amino acids. Gene Ontology annotation, cellular component: SAGA complex.
GGACAAUAUGGCUGCGCCCAUAGAUCUCAAUGUUGCCAGAAAGAAUUUGGAGGAAGCCCUAGGCGACACUAUAUCAUUAUAUUUUCAAAAUCUGAAAAAUUGGUUCAAACAAAAGAUAUCUAAGGAAGAUUUUGAUUUAGAAUCAAGAAAGUUGUUCAAGUCAGAAGAAGUUCAUCUACACAAUGAGUUUUUGUUAGCAAUAUUAUCACGAUGUCAGAUGCUUGGUUCUACUCUCAUUCCUAAAGAUCCAACCAUAAAACCAGUUCAUUCUGGAGGAAGUAAAUUAUUAAAGAAAGGAAAGUUAAAACGUAGAUUACCGGAUGGUAGAGGAGAUUACAUACAGAGAUUUUCACCUGUGAAUGCUACAGCUUAUAUACCAGUAGCUAGUAUUAGAUCUACAGAUGAUGAACUUAGACUUAGUUUUGUGGCGAGAGAAUGUUUAUUACCUGAUGAAUCCAUGGUGCAUGGCCGUAUGUUAGUCUCGGCCUGGGAAACUGGAUUACAGGAAGUAAAUGAAACAGCAGUAAAAGUUAUAGUACAAGCUGUUGAGACUGAAUUGAAAAAUAUUUUAAGUUGUGUUUUAUCAAGACGGAGUGGGUAUAAACUGAGAGAGAAUAAGUUUAAGUUUGCUAUGGGUAGUGAUAUUAUAAAUCCAUAUUUAAGACAUAGUAACCUUCUACAUGAUUAUAGUAUGGAUCAAGAAACUACGAAAUUAUCUACUGCAGGAAAUCAGAUACCAUGUUUAAAACCUCCGUUAGAUAUCGGUGAAGCUGGGGCAACUCAACAAUUAUCAGCCAUUACAAACCCACCUAGUGAUAAGGGGCAUGUUACUCUGUAUGACUUACUAGAUGCCUUGCAAUUGAAUAGAAAUACCAUUCCGUCUCAUUCCGUGUAUGCACCAACGAUAGAACGUAUUAUACACAAGUUAUGGCAUCCGAGUCAUGAAGAAUUAGACCAAGAUAGUAUACAUCAACAAGAGAUUAAUUUAAAACAACAAUUAGCCAAUGAACAAUCAGCUGUUAGUUGAUAGUACAAGUGCCAUAAUUAUUAUCUCUACUUAUAUAGGCAGCAUUUCAGUGUUGACAUAAAAUUACUCUUGAAGUGGACUCUGAAGUGGAAUACUCUUGAGAUAGUUUGAUUGUGCUUAAAAAACAAUAUUACAUGGUCUUUGUCUCAGAAUAAUUAUUAAUUGACCUUAUAUUAAGUUUAAUUAAGGAGUGAACACACAUAAGUGGAUAUUCCUUUAGACCUUAUUUAGGACACUCUUUCCAAUUGUUUAUGAAACGAUUUUGAAAUUUAGGUUAACCGGUGGACUGGACACACUAGCCGAAUGAUUUGGCUGAAUUAAUCUGCAGCGAAAUUUACGUAGUGUGUCCACUAUCAUUUGGCCGAAUGAUUCGCCUGAAUCAAACAUACAUGUACCGGUAUAUUCGGCCGAAUUAUAUUCGCUUAGUGUGUCUGCUACACUGAUGCAUUUGUCCGAAUGUAGAAUUCAUUAGCCAAUCACCACUCAUCAUUCACUCAUGUCGAGAAGUUAUGUGAUUGUUUGAAGAAAUGGUUGCCGCCAGUUUUAAUCAUGUGACGUGAAAGGUGAUGCGAUCGACUAGUGAAUCAGGCGAAGGAUUCACCUAGUGUGUCCACCCAUUCGGCAGCAUAAAAUUUGACGCCGAUUGAUUCGGCCAAAUAAAAUUUGGCACCACUUGAUUCGACCGAAUCGAAUAAAAUUUGGUGCUGAUCGAUUCAGCCGAAUAAAAUUUGGCACCCCUUGAUUCGGCCGAAUCGAAUAAAAUUUGGUGAUGGUUGAUUAAGCCGAAUAUAAUUCGGCGUCGAUUGAUUCGGCCGAAUAAAAUUCGACGCCGAUUGAUUCGGUCAAAUGAUUCAGCUAAUGUGUUCAUCACUUUAGGAAGAGAUCAGAGAAAUAGAAACAGUGAUAUUGUUCUGUUUAGGCUAAUGAAUACAAGUGUUAUGUUAUAAUUAUGACAAGAUGGGUUCAUUGCGUAUCCUUAUCGAACUGGUAAAUAAUUGUUUUAUUGUUGAUCUAAUAAUGGUAUUACAGAUAUUUCUUUCACAUUGGCAUGGACGUAAAGAACCUUUGGCAGUUGUAAUUUGAUAUAAGAGUAGGCUGUAGCGCCGCUGUCUGGACAAAAUUUCCCUCAUAGCACACUGUAUGGCCGUUUUCAUUAUCCCAGUCGGAGUAGAAUAGUAGGACGUUAAACCCGGUUUCAAAAAUCUGGAUUUAAAACUGCUUAUAAUUUGAAGAACAAUCUUGUGUAGAAUUCCCUUAAAAGGGGUCUUUUGUAGCCUGAAUGAAUCUUUGAUGUGCUAUAGAAAUUAGAAUGUGUAAAUUAUUUAAAUGAAAUGAGGCUUAAUUAACUUUCUACUUUUCUGCACCAACUCGGCUAAUGAAGACGAGCAGUGUGCUAUGAGGUACAUUUUGCCCGGAAAGUGGUCCUAUGGCUUACUCUUAAUUCAAAUUCCAUCUGUGAAGUGUACUUUUACAUGCACCCCACAGUCUACUAGAGACAAGACCCUACACCACUAACAAGGUUAAACAAAUGAAGUUUAACGUUAUACUGUUCUGUUCCGAUCUGGGCUAAUGAAGACGGUCAUACACCAUACAGUCUGCAAUGAGGGAAAUUUUGCCCAGACAACUGCACUAUGGCCUACUCUUAUAUCGAUUUCAAACUGUCAAGGGAUCCUUUACGUUCAUGCCCAUGUGUACAUGGGACCUCGUUUUUUUCGUCCCAUCUGAACGACUAGACAGUUGUCCCUGUCAGGCCCUCCUGCCUGCAUCACUGACAAGGGGGAAGCACGGCGGAAAAUCUGGAUGAACUUUCUCGGCCAAUGCAGGGAUCAAACACCCGACCUCCAGGCUAGCGAGCCAGCAUCUUGCCCACUUAGCCACCGUGACCCAUAAGGGGAAACAAAUUAAAUAGUUAGAUUGUGGAUCACAAUAAAGCCUGUAAUAGCAGUAAGUUAGGAAAUCAAGAUAAAGUCUUAAAUAUUUCUAAGUGAUAUUAUGUAUACAGUAAUACUGUCAAUUAUUUUGUUAACUUUUUAUAUGUGAAUA